Molecule: messenger RNA, 369 nt
Organism: Equus quagga
Lineage: Eukaryota; Metazoa; Chordata; Mammalia; Perissodactyla; Equidae
Product: protein PET100 homolog, mitochondrial
Exons: 4
Coding region: 74-304 (76 amino acids)
Biological process (GO): mitochondrial respiratory chain complex IV assembly
Cellular component (GO): mitochondrial inner membrane; mitochondrion
Source: RefSeq, a predicted model, not a curated record
CUCCCAAUGAACUGCUGUCUUGCUGGAGGGUUGGCUUUGGGCGGAAGCGGGUUUGUAGCCUCGGAGGAGCGAGAUGGGGGUGAAGCUGGAGGUGUUUCGGAUGACGCUGUACCUCACCUUCCCUGUGGCUAUGUUCUGGAUUGCCAAUCAGGCCGAGUGGUUUGAGGACUAUGUCAUACAGCGCAAGAGAGAGCUGUGGCCACCUGAGAAGGAGGACCAGCGCCAAGAGCUAGAAGAAUUCAAAGAGAGGAUACGGAAGCAGCGGGAGGAGAAGCUCCUUCGGGCUGCCCGGCAGAGCUCCUGAGCCUCCAAGUGCCUGAGCCCAGCCCCUCCACCCACCAAAUAACACACACACGGUUCCUCGUUGUC